GAUAAAUAAGCCCCAGUGGCUGCUUCCUGGCUGUUAUUCUCAGCAUUGGAGGCUUCCCGUUUCCCCAGCAUCCCCCAUUCGCCUUUGUGCUGAGCUGAGAGACACAGAGAAAGCCACAAAGCCGCAAUUGCACCAAGGAGAAGGGCAGCUGCCGCAAUGCUGGGACUCCUCCCUGUGCUCCCCUGCCUGCUCCUCCUCUCCCUGACGGGCCCCAGCUCUGGCUCCGAUGACGAUGGCACCGUGGUGCUCACCACCAGCGGCCCCAUACGGGGCAAGCGCCUCCCGGACGGCUCUGGCACAGUCACGGCCUUCCUGGGCAUCCCCUAUGCCGAGCCCCCCGUGGGGGCCUUGCGCUUCCAGAAAUCACUUCCUCACCAGCCCUGGAGCCAAGUCCUAGAGACCACCAACUUCGGCAACACCUGCCACCAGCCUGCACUCCCUGCUUACCUUCAGGCUGAUGUCUGGUUAUCCAAAAUGCCACAGUCUGAGGACUGCCUCUUCCUCAAUGUCUGGGUGCCCCAUCCCCAGCCUAACGGGACGGCCCCCAUACUCAUCUGGAUUCACGGCGGGGCGUUUUUCGCAGGGGCAGCCUCCCUCGAUGUCUAUGACGGGCGCUUCUUAGCCGCCACCGAGAACGUGAUCGUGGCCUCCAUGAGCUACCGGCUGGGGGCGCUGGGUUUCCUGUCUCUGCCCCCAGCCGCCCCAGGGAACGCCGGCCUGUGGGACCAGCGCCUGGCACUGCGCUGGCUGCGGGACAACGCAGCCGCCUUCGGAGGGGACCCAGCCCGUUUCCACCUUUUCGGCCAGGACGCUGGGGCUGCAUCAGUCGGCUUCCACCUCCUCUCCCCGGGGAGCCGGCCCCUCUUCACUCGCGCCGGGAUGCAGAGCGGAGCCCCGAACGUACCCUGGGCUUGGAUUUCACUUGAAGAGGCCCAGGAGAGAGGCCAGAGGCUGGGCCAGCUGCUGGGCUGCACCGAUGGUAACAGCACAGCCCUGGUGGGCUGCCUGCAAGGGAAGGAACCUGGUGAGUUCUCCAAACACGAGUUCUCCAUCUUGAACCACAAGAAGCAACUGAGGCUGCCCUUUGUGCCGACACCAGAUGGGGAUUUUCUCCCUGAUACACCACCAAGACUCCUGCAGGCUGAGCACGGCCAGCGGAUACCUGUCGGGGUUGGUUUCAACACCAACGAAGGCUCCUACAUAGUAUACUUUGCUGCCUCUAGCCUCAACCUGGAAAACGCCAGCUCCAUCGGCUGGGAGGAGCUGCUGCAGGUGGUGAGGCUGAUAGUGCCAGGGGUGCCAGACGAGGCCAUCCAAGAUAUGGCACGAUGGUACAUCCAGGAGGGGGAGGAGCAGGGAGAGGCACGGUACCGAUGGGCCAUGGAACAGAUCGCUGGUGACUAUAUCAUUGUGUGCCCGAUACUGGAGAUGGCAAGGCAAGAGGCAGAGGCUGGAAAUCCUGUGUACACCUACCACUUCGCCCACCGUAGCAGCGGCUUGUCUAUACCUGAAUGGAUGGGGGUACCACACGGCUCUGAGAUUCCCUACGUGUUCGGGACCCUGGCAUCUGUUGUAGGAUCCAAUUACACAGAGGCUGAGAUAGCGCUCAGCCACAGGUUGAUGCAUUACCUUGCGGUGUACGCCUGGAGCGGGAAACCCAUGGUGGGGGAGGGCAGCGAGAAGCAGUGGCCCGCCUACGACCCCGCAAAGGAGAACUUUGAGCGCAUCGCCCUGAAGCCGCCCAAACCUGAGACGGCAUCAUCCGCCUCGCGCUGUGAAUUCUUGGCAUCACUGCUGUCAGAGAAACCAAAGGCCCCAGGAGCAGACGUGCCCAGCCUGGGGGGCCGUGAAUGAAGAGCUGAGCAAUUACAAUCCCCUAAAGGGGGGGAACCCUCCCUGCAGACAAGAGCCUCCAGUUCCCUGCAGAGAAGAGCCUCCAGUUCCUGUUAGUGCCUGCAAUUCAUUAACGAGGAUCCUGCUAAUGAACCAGCUGGGAAUCCACGGAUUGACCCUCCCUCAGCAAUU
This is a messenger RNA of Mauremys reevesii (Reeves's turtle), 2025 nucleotides long. Its product is annotated as acetylcholinesterase-like. The record is from RefSeq and is a predicted model, not a curated record. The coding region runs from base 157 to 1854 and encodes 565 amino acids. The transcript is spliced from 4 exons. Gene Ontology annotation, molecular function: acetylcholinesterase activity. NCBI's taxonomy places the organism in Eukaryota, Metazoa, Chordata, Testudines, Geoemydidae. Gene Ontology annotation, cellular component: plasma membrane. Gene Ontology annotation, biological process: acetylcholine catabolic process; choline metabolic process.